AUGCGUUUAGCUGUUAAACAAUGUGAAGGCAAUGCAGCAUAUUUGGCAGAAAUCGAAUCAAGGGAGGAAAACGAUUGGAUUUCUAGCCUCAUACGUGAUUAUUGUGUAAAAGACUCGCCUUGGUGUCAUACCUGGAUUGGUGCCCGCGAUAUUGUACACGAGGGCGUCUUCACCUGGGGUCGUUAUGGAAACCAAGUCACGUUCACCCACUGGGCACUUGGUCAGCCAGAUAAUGCGGGCAGCGUAGAACACUGCGUUCAUCUUUAUGCGGACGGACUGUGGAACGACAUGCCUUGUCAAGUAUCUAUCUCGUUUGUUUGUGAAAAGAACAUUGAAUUGAAUAACCAGAGUGACGGAGUGAUAAUAACUCGGGAGCAAGUUUGAAGGGAUGCAUGUAGCAGGAAAUUAUUUUUGAUGUAUCGCCGGUUUUUGAAAGACGAGAAAGAGAAUUUUUU
Molecule: messenger RNA, 455 nt
Organism: Saccostrea cuccullata (small rock oyster)
Lineage: Eukaryota; Metazoa; Mollusca; Bivalvia; Ostreida; Ostreidae
Product: perlucin-like
Exons: 3
Coding region: 1-384 (127 amino acids)
Molecular function (GO): signaling receptor activity
Source: RefSeq, a predicted model, not a curated record